Molecule: messenger RNA, 2250 nt
Organism: Cyprinodon tularosa
Lineage: Eukaryota; Metazoa; Chordata; Actinopteri; Cyprinodontiformes; Cyprinodontidae
Gene: gnb5b
Product: guanine nucleotide binding protein (G protein), beta 5b
Exons: 13
Coding region: 169-1356 (395 amino acids)
Biological process (GO): G protein-coupled dopamine receptor signaling pathway; G protein-coupled receptor signaling pathway
Cellular component (GO): cytoplasm; heterotrimeric G-protein complex
Molecular function (GO): signaling receptor complex adaptor activity; protein binding
Source: RefSeq, a predicted model, not a curated record
GCAGAUUCCCAGCUAAGACACUUUCCUAAGUAGAUUACUGUUCUCUCUGCCCCUCAGUGAUCAAUCUGCCUCGCUGGAACGACUCCUUCAUAACUACAAGAGGAGCAGGUACCUGCUGUAGACAGAGAAGCAUUAUCUUCUGUGGCGUGUCUGUGAUCCUCUGCAGCCAUGUGUGAUCAGACCUUCAUGGCGGCCACUUUUGGCCCAUGCGACAGCUGCAGCAAGGCGAGUCCUCUGAUGAACAUCUACAUCAAGAGCGAAGCCAUCAACUACUGCUCCUUCUGCGUGGAAAUGAUGGCUUGUCAGGGGCUCCAGAAAGGGGAGACCCUGGCAUCUCUGAAGAAGGAGAGCGAGAGUCUGAAGAAGAAGCUGGAGGAGGAGCGGGGCAAGCUGAACGAUGUGGAGCUGCAUCAGGUUGCUGAGAAGGUCGAGGCAGUUGCUGCUCUUUCCCUGAAAACCAGGCGUGUUCUAAAGGGUCAUGGCAAUAAGGUGCUGUGCAUGGACUGGUGCAAGGACAAACGUCGCCUGGUCAGCUCAUCACAGGAUGGAAAGGUGAUCGUAUGGGACGCCUUUACUCUUAAUAAGGAGCAUGGGGUGACCCUGCCAUGUACCUGGGUCAUGGCAUGUGCAUACGCUCCCUCAGGUUGUGCUGUUGCGUGUGGGGGCUUGGAUAACAAGUGCUCAGUGGUCCCGCUGUCGUUAGACAGAAAUGAAAAUUUGGCUGCAAAGAAGAAGCCGGUUGCCAUGCACACCAACUAUGUAUCUGGAUGCUCCUUCACCAACUCAGACAUGCAGCUGCUGACCUCCAGUGGAGAUGGCACGUGUGCCCUGUGGGACGUGGAGAGCGGGCAGCUGCUGCAGAGUUUCCACGGUCACACAGCGGAUGUUUUGUCGCUGGAUCUUGCUCCGUCUGAGACUGGAAAUACCUUUGUAUCUGGGGGCUGUGAUAUGAAGGCCAAUGUAUGGGAUAUGCGCUCAGGACAGAACAUCCAGUCUUUUGAAAGCCACGAGUCUGAUAUCAACUGUGUGAAGUACUACCCCAGUGGCGACGCUUUUGCCUCAGCUUCAGAUGACGCCACGUGCCGGUUCUAUGACCUGCGGGCUGACCGUGAAGUGGCCGUCUAUCAGAAGGACAGCAUCAUAUUUGGCGCCUCCUCUGUGGACUUUUCUCUAAGUGGUCGCCUGCUCUUCGCUGGGUACAACGACUACACCAUCAAUGUCUGGGACGUCCUGAAGGGAAAUCGUGUUUCCAUCCUCUUUGGCCAUGAAAACCGUAUCAGCAGAGUCCGAGUAUCACCCGACGGCACGGCGCUCUGCUCGGCCUCCUGGGACAACAGCCUAAGGAUUUGGGCCUAAAGACGCUCAAAUGGUUCAGUUCAAGAUGGAGAUCAGCACUCCUGCCUGAUGUCAACAGUCCUGCUUAAAUGAUUGAAUGCUAAACUUCAGCUUCCCUCAAAGAUUCAACCUCUUCUACAUGUGAACAUGUAACAAACAAAGCUUGCUUAAACCUCUUCAUUGUUAGUUUCAGUCUUAAACACACCGGGCUUCAUAAAUCUAAUCAUUGGAUCCAUUUUCCAAUCAGCUUUGAGUGGUUUUUCUACUGCUGAGAAAGAAGCAUGAUGUAGCCACCACCGUGUUUGACUGUGAGGGCAUACAGGUUGACUAGUUCUCUUUUGGCCUCAUCUAAACAGAUGUUUGCUGUGCUCUAAAUAGUUUUUAACAAACUUUUAAGUAACGUUUCAUAGCUUUUGGAUUUAUUUUUAUCACCUCUCUAUAAAGGACAGAUUUUUAUUUUUUGACUGCACCCUUAGUUGUCCUUUCAACAGAUUUGUCCAGCGAAUCAUAGAGGUGGACUCUUUCUCUACUAAUGAGGAGAUUUCUAAAUGGAACUAAUUUUCUAACAGGGGUGUAUAUUACAGAUAAUACAUAUACACACCACACAGACUUUAAACUAUCCUUUUUCUUUAACUUGAGGGUUAUGCAUUCAUUCUACAUUAAUGGCUGCCAAUGAAAAGUGACAACAAUAUGAAAAUAUUAGAAAAUCUUUUCUUUCAAAAGUCACUGUACCCCACAUCAUUCCUUUUUUUUAAGUGUUUUAUUAUCUAUAGAGAUAUUAUUUAUUACCUACUGUAAUGGCACAGUGAUGGUGAUAUCGUCCUUCUUAGAAAUCACAAUAAAUAACAAUAAAACAAAUGCUGCAAAGCAUUAAAACAGUACUAAAAUAUGUAAGAAUAAUAUGUUGUUUGUUAU